Molecule: messenger RNA, 572 nt
Organism: Dentiscutata heterogama
Lineage: Eukaryota; Fungi; Glomeromycota; Glomeromycetes; Diversisporales; Gigasporaceae
Source: the annotation of a GenBank genome assembly
CUCAUCCAAAAACAAUUGCAGAUUAUAAUUAUACUUACAAAGUUGAUUGGACUGAAGUUAACAAAAAUGUAAACUAUUAUAUUGAAGAAAAGGCUCUUUGCCUACAUGAUAAAGAAAAUAAAUUUAUAUUAUUCUAUCUAAUACAACAUGAUGAAUUUAAUACUAGGAAUUAUAAUUCUAUUAUAGCAGUUGUUAAACAAUUUGAAAUAGAGAAACUGGCAAUUUCUUUAAAGAACUUUAAGAGCAAAAGAACCAGUUCUGAUAUAUCCUUAAUCUUUAAUACUUUGCAAUGCCCUAAAGAACAUAGAAUAUCGACUACAUCAGCUUCAAUAUCAUUGUCCACAUCAUCCUUAGCUAUAUCGGUAUCAACUUCAGCCUCAUUGUUCGCAUCAACAUUAUCUAUAUUAGCUUUAUCAAAAACUGUUGUACUACAAAAUAAAAAAAAGGAUAAUAUUCCAAAAGAACCACAAGUUAUUAUUGAACCUAUAUUGUUGACUAUUACUACUACUAAAAAGACUGCUAUUUCUAAAACUUCAACUCAAGGUGCUAUCAAUUCGCAUAUUAUAAACAAG